CAAGCACCAGUAAUAAAAGCAGAACACAGAGAGACACAAACUUCUAUCAAAAAACAUCUAUGGCCACAGCUGCUCAGCUCUCCGGCCACUUUCACCGGCCAAUCAUCACCGCCGCUGGUAGCGAUCACCGGCGGCAUGUAACCACCACUCAUUACCUCCCUCUCCCACGGCGACAACGCAACUUAACGUCUCGGCUGCGGCCUUGUAUGAGUCUUCAAGUGGGCAACGAAACGACUCCAACAUCGACGGUGGACAUGGAACAGCUCGUCGGGUUCCUAUACAAGGAUCUUCCCCACCUUUUCGACGACCAAGGGAUCGAUCCGAAGGCCUACGACGAGCGCGUGAAGUUCAGAGACCCCAUCACCAAGCACGACACUAUAAGUGGAUAUCUCUUCAACAUCUCUCUCUUGAAGAAUCUCUUCACUCCUGAUUUUCAACUUCACUGGGCUAAACAGACAGGUCCAUACGAGAUAACUACAAGAUGGACUAUGGUAAUGAAGUUCUCGCUUUUACCGUGGAAGCCAGAGCUUGUGUUCACAGGGUUAUCAAUCAUGGCUGUUAAUCCAGAAACUAAGAAAUUUUGCAGCCAUCUGGACUUGUGGGACUCUGUCAGUAACAAUGACUACUUCUCUUUUGAAGGUCUUGUUGAUGUGUUUAAGCAGUUACGGGUGUAUAAAACGCCUGAUUUGGAAACUCCAAAGUAUCAGAUACUGAAGAGAACAGCAAACUAUGAGGUGAGAAAGUAUGAACCUUUUAUAGUAGUGGAGACAAAUGGUGACAAGCUCUCUGGCUCCUCAGGUUUCAACAAUGUAGCAGGGUACAUAUUUGGGAAAAACGCGACGAUGGAGAAAAUACCAAUGACAACACCAGUGUUCACCCAAGCUACAGAUCCUGAGCUCUCUGCAGUGUCAGUACAAAUUGUCAUUCCAUCUGGAAAAGAUCUCAGCAGCUUACCGAUGCCUAAUGAAGAAAAGAUAAACUUGAAGAAGCUAGAAGGAGGGUUUGCUGCGGCAGUGAAGUUCAGUGGGAAACCGACAGAGGAUGUUGUCCGGGCAAAAGAGAAUGAACUGAGGAAGAGUUUGAGUAAAGAUGGUCUUAAAGCUAAGACGGGUUGUAUGCUUGCUCGUUACAAUGAUCCAGGACGAACAUGGAACUUCAUAAUGAGGAACGAAGUUAUCAUAUGGCUUGAGGAGUUCAGCUUGGAUUAGCUAGCUCUCUGCUUGGCCAAACGUUACCAAAGUUACCAUAUUGUAUGUAGAGACUCAGUUUACUUCAUUGUAAGAUCACCACACUCGAAGAUAGAAAAGUUGUAUACUUUUGUCUUUUUGGUUCAAUGAAAAGCUGUAUACUUUGGAUACAAAACAUAAAAGAGAGGACUUUUGACUUA
Brassica rapa (field mustard) is the source of this 1387-nucleotide messenger RNA. RefSeq lists its product as uncharacterized. NCBI's taxonomy places the organism in Eukaryota, Viridiplantae, Streptophyta, Magnoliopsida, Brassicales, Brassicaceae. The record is from RefSeq and is a predicted model, not a curated record.